AUGGCGAAGCGAGUAGGCUUGCCAAAAUCCACUGUUCACCACGACAUCUCAGCUCCAGUUAACGCUUUUUUUAAACACCAAAAGCGAGCAAAUGUCAAUACCUAUCUGUUGCUUAACCCCCCCCCCACUCCACCCCUGGCAGCAUCCCGUGUACUUAAAAAAGACCCGUGCAUACUUCCCGUGCUGUGUGAGGGGCUAGAGGGAAAGGAGGCAAAAAGUGGCAAUUCCGUCCAUGAGAUGUGGACACGUCUUCCGUUCUCCGAAAACAUCGCCGCACCGCUACAUGUGGUUACCAGGACUGGCGUACUUUCCAGGAAGGGACACAAGAAGGAGGUGGUUGCUGAGCUGGCUUAUGACCAACUCACUGGCCUACCGCGUCCGUCGCUUCUGUCACUCUCGACACAACGCUGCUCAAAGAUGUUUUGUCAGUGA
Molecule: messenger RNA, 432 nt
Organism: Mesocestoides corti
Lineage: Eukaryota; Metazoa; Platyhelminthes; Cestoda; Cyclophyllidea; Mesocestoididae
Source: the annotation of a GenBank genome assembly